Molecule: messenger RNA, 3255 nt
Organism: Salpingoeca rosetta
Lineage: Eukaryota; Choanoflagellata; Craspedida; Salpingoecidae
Exons: 19
Coding region: 1-3255 (1084 amino acids)
Cellular component (GO): mRNA cleavage and polyadenylation specificity factor complex
Source: RefSeq, a predicted model, not a curated record
AUGUCGGACGUGCACACCCAGGUGGUUGCGCUCUUGAACGAGCUGCACGCCAGCACACGAAAGGUUGAUAAAGUCAACCGCCUGCGCGAUGUGGAGGAGUUUGUCGUGCGAAAGGACCCGGGCCUCUUGGACAGCUUCUUCGACGAGCUGAUCCAGACCCAAACAGAUGCAGAGCCAGCCGUCAGAGUUCAACUCAUCAGUUUGCUCGAAGCAGCCUGUCUCCAAGAUACGGCCAUCAUUGCACGGGCCCUGCCGACCCUUGAGUACUUGCUUGCAGACGAGACACCUGUGGUCGUGAAGCGGGCCGUGCGCUGCUGCGCCAACAUCACCCGCCAAUGCUUUGCCCAAGCUGCGCCCCACGGCAUCAACCGGCAUCCAAGUCACGAGGCGGCGUGGGCUGCUUGCAUCAAGCUCAAGGCACAGGUGCUGGCGCUGCGUGCAGACAAGAACCCGGGCGUGAGCAGUCACGUGUUUCACUUUAUGGAGACACUUGUGCUGCUGUUCUCCUAUCGCACGCGCGGCAGUGUGGGCACCCAGCAGACGGAUGCCUCGCUUGAUUUGGUUGCGCCCGAACACCCAUUUCUCAACACAGCCAAGCUGCGCAAGCAAGGCCGCAUCCUGUUCAGCACGCUGGUUACGAGCCUGCUUGCAUCGCACGACAUCUCGAGCGUGCUUGCAGGCACCAUCACCACCAGCCUGACCUCCAUUGCUGAGCGGCGCCCCGUGUUCAUGGGCCCCGUCCUGGCCACCCUUGUCCGCAUCUUGGACGAGCCGCCAAUCCACUUCUCAAUGAGUGCCGUUCGCAGCAUGCGCAGGACACUGCGGGCGCAGCUGCUGAUUCUCUUCAAACACGAGGCAUCUGCGGAAUUCCACGACGAGCUUGUGCCGCGGCUGGAGGGCCUGGGCGUUGCACAGCGUGACAUCAACGACUACGACAAGCGGUCGGAGGUGCGGGCGCGACCACUGGACGGGUUUCUGCCGAAGGACAUUGAGACAGCGGUGGCGGCUGACGAGGCAGUGGUGGAUGAGGAUGAGAAGAUGCAGGGGGAAGAGACGAAGGAGCAAGAGGGUGGAGGUGAGGGUGAAGGUGAAGGUGGGGGUGAAGGUGAAGGUGAAGAGAAGAAAGAAGAAGAGAAGAAAGAAGAAGAGGGGGAAGAGCAGUUGUCGGCACUGGAAAAGGCGGCACAGGAGCAAAUGGCAAAGUAUCCGUUUGAAAAGCUCAAAGCGACACUGUCGCUCGAUUCGCUCGUCGACCUCGUCAUCACCAGUCUGCUUGCGCUGCCCGACGAGCUGCCGACGGGCGACGCAGAACUCACAGCGCGCGCACACAGAGCGCCCAAGCACGAGACGCGACAAACGGAGCGGCAGCGUGGAGAUGUGCGGGAGGCGAUUCGCAAGGACGAAGUCGAGACGUCCCUCGCCCCAGCCCUCCCCAUGGCCCCAAGGCCAGACAAUAAGCCCAAGAAGACCAAACCUGUGGUGACGCCAUCACGACCGGGAGCAAAACGCUUUGCCCUCCGCCCCGUUACACUCAGCGCAGCGGCCAAGCAACGGUUGUGCAUGGCUGCAUUUCGUCGCAUACUCAACAGCGCGUGCAAUGGCGGUCGAAGGGGUGUGCGUGCGCGUAUGUCCACGUUCGCCACCGUCGCCUGCCAGAUGCUGUCGGGACAGGCCGUGGAUGGUGCAGCGGUCAAGGGCACGGACCCCAUGACCAAGGAAACGCUGGAAGUAGUCGGUUCGAAUCCCGUUGCGCGGGCGGACUUUAUCAACACGUGGCUGUUCCACGAGUGGUGGCAGGCUGUGCAGCGGCAACAACAGGGCGAUGGCAACAGUGACGUUGGCGCUGGUGGCGUUGGUGACAGUCGUGAGAAGGAAACUGCACGUGUCAAGGAAGAGGAGGAGGUGGGAGAUCAAGCUUCGCAGCAAGCCAGUGGUGGUGGUGGUGGUGGUGGUGGUGGUGAUGGUGGCGAGAGUGUGGUGGCAAAGGAAGAGGCGCCUGUUCACAUGGACACAUCCACGGACGCGACGACAACAACCACCGCAGCUGCUGCUUCGUCGGCGCUAGGAAAGCAGAACAGUGGUGGCAGUGGACAAAGUGAUGGCGUGUUUGGGCGGUAUGACGCGUGUGCAAUGGCGUGCCUGCAAGCACUCCUGACGCAAUUACCGAUGAGCGAGGCGGCGGUCACGCGCUUGCUGUCUGAUUGCCCGCGUGUGAGCAGUGCCAUGGUUGCCAACGUGACAGCGAUCAUCCCCACAGAUGAGAGUGAUGAGGAUGACCCACAGUUACGGUUUGCGCUGUUGACACUGCGGUCGCUUGCUCUCAAGCGCGAGGAUUGCAGAGAGGCGUGCUUGCAGGCAUUGUUGUCGUCGUGCACGUCUCGCUCCGAAACGCUCGGCACCGCCGCAACCUCAACCAGCUUGCAGCUCUUCGAGACGGCGCCAGAGGCAAUGCGAGACAGCAUCCUCUCCUUUGCUGAGAACGCAAUGCUCGCCGCGCUGAGAACGACUGAAGUUGAUCAGGCAGCGAAGACCGCUGUUGCCGCGCAGUGCCGCCUCUUCUUCCAGCUCGUCCUCACUCGCGUCCACAAGUUCAACAGCCUUGUGCAAGGGUACGCCACCGCCACACCCUCUGCCAAGCGCGCUCUCCUCUCCAUCCUUCAGCACCCGGUGUCUGAGAUGCGACGGCGCGAGCCCACCGCCUUCUUUGAAGCGCUGCUCCACUUCCCCCACAACGCCGAAUCCCUCGUCCUCCGCGCCCUCCACACAAUCUGCGACGCAGAAGAAGCGAAGCGGAAAGUGAGCGCUGAAGCGCGCGCGUGUGCAAUGGCGCUGUACGAGAAGACACAUGACGUUCGGUUUCUCAUUCCAAUCAUCUCAGCACUCACACAGACGCAACUUGAGGACCACCUGGCCGAGUUUCUCAGUCUGCCCGCACGCGUCGUCAAGCAAGUCAUGCAGCGUCUACUCAAGCCAACAUGCCGUCUUGAUCCGCCAACGCUGCUUCUCCAACUCCACAAGCUCGAGCCAGCAGGAGCGCUCAAAAUUUCGAACAUCAUUGUUGCUGUGGACGCGUGCUUCCAGCGACGGGAUGUGUACACGCAGCCACUGCUGUCGACUGUUCUUGAGCAGUUGGCCGAGCUCUCCCCGCCACCGCGUCUUCUCAUGCGCACCGCAUCGCCGGACCUUGCUGCCCAGCUCAAGACGUACUGUGGCGAACACACGGACAGCCCACUGGCGAAGCUGGUCCAAGCGUAG